AGACUCCGGAGAUUGUUCGUGUGUCAAAUUUGGAGGCCGGACGCUUGAACGGCUACGUUUGCUCCUUCAACACCUUUUACUCGACUUGUCCUUCAUACCGCUUUACCGAAGAAGUCAGGUCAUAGCAGCUCCAAAAGGUUUUCCGGCAAGUAGAUGGGGAGGUAGAAGAGGAGAGGUUCACACGAGAAGCCGUACGUUAUUCGUCGUUCAACCGUUCAUUCAUUUGUUCGUUCAUCGUCAUCCAUUCGCUCAUCUCGUCCUAUCGUGGUUUCAACACAUCAUUUAGAGUCAGGUCAUAGCAGCUCCAAAAGGUUUUCCGGCAAGUAGAUGGGGAGGUAGAAGAGGAGAGGUUCACACGAGAAGUUGAACGUUAUUCGUCAUUCAACCGUUCAUUCAUUUGUUCGUUCAUCGUCAUCCAUUCGCUCAUCUCGUCCUAUCGUGGUUUCAACACAUCAUUUAGAGAGAAUGAGCCAAGCAGUAGGCAAUGAUGGACAGGCUGUCCCACAGGGGAAGCUUGAGCACAUUCACUCCUCAGCUUUUGCUGAGCGUGUAGUUGUUUUUGCUACACGCAGGGAGGUCAGGCUUUCGUGCGCCUACUACAGUGGGCUUGUCCAGGAACCAUUGGGAUCAAACGGGUUUUCAUCAAGUGGGCUUUGUAGAAUGAGCCAAGCAACAGGCAACGAUGGACAGGCUGUCCCACAGGGGAAGCCUGAGCACAUUCACUUCUCAGCUUUUGCUGAGCGUGUAGUUGUUUUUGCUACACGCAGGUAGACAUGACGGUACAGGUGUUAACCCUGAAGGACAGUGAUUGUGGGAAGAUGGGCAGCGCACGGACGAGUUUUAAUAAUUGUAAUCAUCUGAAUUAAUUAAUCAUUUAGGCAUGAACCCACUAUUUGUCGUUUUACUUAUUUAUUUACUUCCGCUUUUACUCUGCAUUUAUAUCACUCACGUUUUGGGAAUAACUCCUAGCAUUUAUUACACCAAUUAAUCACAACCGUUUCCAAAAUAAAUGGACAUUAAAGUUCUUUACUUUAU
Molecule: messenger RNA, 1035 nt
Organism: Cuscuta campestris
Lineage: Eukaryota; Viridiplantae; Streptophyta; Magnoliopsida; Solanales; Convolvulaceae
Source: the annotation of a GenBank genome assembly